Heterotrigona itama is the source of this 788-nucleotide messenger RNA. The record is from the annotation of a GenBank genome assembly. Lineage: Eukaryota; Metazoa; Arthropoda; Insecta; Hymenoptera; Apidae.
AUGAAGCUCAAAUUAUACAAUGAUAUAGUGGCAACGAUUCGAAAAUUUCGAGGUUUCUCAAAGGAUUGUAGAGAUGUUUUAAAAGAAAAGUAUAGCGAGUAAGGUCAUUUUCUUCAAAAAAAUUUCCAUUUAAUUAUUAUUCGCUAAAAUAUUCUUAUUUUAUCUAGUAUUCCAAUAUAUACGUUGUACAGUAUAUUAUCUUUAGAAGUGCAACACAAAAUGAAAAUCAAUCAUAGCAAGUUGUUUGGUAAUAACAAAAAUUAUUAUGACACUUACAUAGAAGCUGUACAAAAUGGAGAACCUGUUGGAAUUUUACUGAAAAUGGCUAAGGACAUUGGUGCACCUCCUGCAUUAUUAGCUAGAAAUGUUCUUGAAAAACAUUGUGGAAAAGAUGAAUCUAAUGUUCUGUAGGUCAAGAAUAUGAGUUAAAGUUACAAAACUACUUAAUAGAACGAAAUCUUGCAUUCCGCAAUGAGGAACACUUAAGAUCAAGAGGAUAUGACAAAACACCAGAUUUCAAACUUGAAGUACCAAUUGCAGUAAAUGGCUUUGUGAUUAAUUGGAUAGAAUCUAAGGCAAGAUUUGGAAAUACAGAAAUACAUCAAAAGUAUAUCAAAGAACAAUUUUUAAGCUACUGGAACAGAUUUGGUCCAGGACUUGUAAUUUACUGGUUUGGAUUUUUGGACAAUCUAAAUGAACCCAGCGAAAAAAGAUUUAUUAUCAUGGAUCAUUUCCCAAAAGAUAUUACGUACAUGGAUCCUACUUGUAUUAAACCUGCAACUUCAUAA